This is a messenger RNA of Gymnodraco acuticeps, 552 nucleotides long. Its product is annotated as gonadotropin-releasing hormone II receptor-like. The annotation marks the transcript as partial. The record is from RefSeq and is a predicted model, not a curated record. The transcript has a single exon. Gene Ontology annotation, molecular function: corazonin receptor activity. Gene Ontology annotation, biological process: neuropeptide signaling pathway. Lineage: Eukaryota; Metazoa; Chordata; Actinopteri; Perciformes; Bathydraconidae. Gene Ontology annotation, cellular component: membrane.
AAAAUGAACGCCCCUCUGUGUGACUCUGUAUCGACCAUGUUUCAUCUGACAACAGACAACCAACUGAACUCUAGCUGCAAUGGCUCCCUGCCCUCUUCUAACUGGACAGCGGGGGACGAUGCUUUGCAGCUGCCCACCUUCACAACAGCAGCUAAAGUCAGAGUGGUCAUCACCUGCAUUCUCUGUGGCAUAUCCGCCUUUUGCAACCUGGCCUUGCUGUGGGCAGUGCACAGCGACGGGAAGCGCAAAUCCCACGUCAGGGUGUUGAUAAUCAAUCUGACGGUGGCCGAUCUGCUGGUGACCUUCAUCGUGAUGCCGCUGGACGCCGUGUGGAACAUCACAGUCCAGUGGCUGGCUGGAGACUUUGCUUGCAGGCUGCUGAUGUUUCUUAAGCUGCAGGCGAUGUACUCCUGCGCCUUUGUCACCGUGGUGAUCAGUCUGGAUAGGCAGUCAGCCAUCCUCAACCCUCUGGCUAUCAGUAAAGCCGGGAAGAGGAACAGAGUCAUGCUGAUGGUGGCGUGGGGCAUGAGUGUCGUGCUGUCUGUCCCUCAG